Encephalitozoon intestinalis ATCC 50506 is the source of this 663-nucleotide messenger RNA. Its product is annotated as D-ribulose 5 phosphate 3 epimerase. Gene Ontology annotation, molecular function: metal ion binding; D-ribulose-phosphate 3-epimerase activity. Gene Ontology annotation, biological process: carbohydrate metabolic process; pentose-phosphate shunt, non-oxidative branch. Gene Ontology annotation, cellular component: cytosol. Lineage: Eukaryota; Fungi; Microsporidia; Unikaryonidae. The transcript has a single exon. Bases 1 to 663 code for a protein of 220 amino acids. The record is from RefSeq and is a predicted model, not a curated record.
AUGUUAAAGAGAAAGAUAGGAAUAAGCAUACUAGAUUGCGACUUCUUGAGACUUGAAGAGGAGCUUCAAGACUUAAAGAGGAAUGGAGUGACCAAUGUUCACUUGGAUGUCAUGGACACGACCUUUGUCAAGAACAUCACGUUCGGGCCAUGUAUAAUCAACAGGAUCCUUGAGCAUGACUUUGUGUUUGAUAUACAUAUGAUGGUGGAGUCGCCUCUGGAUGUUAUUAUGAGGAUAGAUCUGAGGAAAGUGACUCUGGUGACAAUCCAUCAUGAGAUAUCUAACAAAAGAGGAGUUAGGGAAUAUCUAAAGCAAAGAGAUGUGUUGUUUGGGAUUGCCAUCAAUCCUGAGACUCGAGUGGAAGAGGUGGGGAUGGAAGGCAUAGACUUCGUUCUCGUAAUGAGUGUUAGUCCAGGGUUUGGAGGGCAAAGAUUCCAAAGAGAAUGCUUGGCAAAAGUGGAGGAGAUCCAGAGGAGUGGAAAGAUAGUUGGAAUUGAUGGAGGAAUAGGAAUUGAAAAUAUCAAGGAGAUUAGGGGAGUGGAUUAUGCAGUGGUUGGGUCUGGGUAUUUCAGAUCUAAAGAUAGAAAAAGAUUCCUGGAAGAGAUCACAGAGCAGUUUCUGGGAAGCCCUUUCUCGAGGGAUUCUUUUUUGCACUGCCCCUAA